Messenger RNA from Lodderomyces jiufengensis, 1416 nucleotides. It is a transcript of the gene FTH2, whose product is annotated as Fth2p. Gene Ontology annotation, cellular component: fungal-type vacuole membrane; high-affinity iron permease complex; plasma membrane. The record is from RefSeq and is a predicted model, not a curated record. Gene Ontology annotation, molecular function: ferrous iron transmembrane transporter activity. Bases 1 to 1416 code for a protein of 471 amino acids. NCBI's taxonomy places the organism in Eukaryota, Fungi, Ascomycota, Pichiomycetes, Serinales, Debaryomycetaceae. Gene Ontology annotation, biological process: iron ion transmembrane transport. The transcript has a single exon.
AUGCUUGAAUUUCAAGAAUUAUUUUCUGUACAAAUAUUCUUUAUAAUACUACGAGAGACUUUAGAAACUGCCAUUAUAAUAUCUGUAUUAUUAUCAUUUAUAAAUCAAAGAUCCCAUAAACAUGAUUCAGAACAAAAUGAAGCAAAUUUACAAACUAGUAUAGGUCCACCGACUACUAAUACAAAUAGUAGUUAUUGUCAAGUCCAAAAAAAAUUAAAAUUACAAGUUUGGAUUGGCGCUAUAUUGGGACUAGUCAUAUGUUUCAUAAUUGGCCUAAUUUUCAUAUUAGCAUUUUAUUUCAUUGGAAAAGAUUAUUGGUCAUAUACUGAAAGAGUAUGGGAAGGUGUUUUUUCCAUUUUAUCAAGUAUCAUAAUAACAGUAAUGGGGAUAGGAUUAUUACGUAUAAAUAAAGUUAUGAAAUUAAAGUGGUGGAUCAAAUUAGGUGAUGCAUACAAUACAAAUAAUCAAAAUAAUGAACAAGAAGAAAUAUUAAAUGAGGAAGGAGAAUAUGAAAUUGCUAAAGUUGCAGAAGAAAAUGUUUUGGAACCUAUUGAAGAUGAUGAAAGUUUACCAAAUGAUGAAUUAGUAAAUGGUGAUAAUAAUAGUUAUGGAGGUACUAGAUCAAGUUCAGAAUCUGAAAGUGUCCCAUUAACUUCGUCAAAUGGGAGAUCAAACUCGAAAUCAUUAUCGAGAAGAUCAUCAACCACCAUUGGUCAAAAGAAAAAGGGGUUUACCAAAAAAUAUUUUUUAGCAAUAUUACCAUUAGUUACUACAUUAAGAGAGGGUUUAGAAGCAGUUGUAUUUAUUGGAGGCAUUGGAAUGUCAUCUCCACCUUCAUCUAUCCCACUAUCAAUCAUAUGUGGAAUAUCAUUAGGUUCAUUUAUUGGAUAUUUAUUAUAUAAAGGAGGUAACAAAUUAUCAUUACAAUAUUUUUUAAUUUUUUCAACUUGCUUUUUAUAUAUAGUAAGUGCAGGAUUAAUGAGUCGAGGGGUUUGGUUUUUGGAGUUGGAAUCAUACGUAAGAAAAUGUGGUGGAUUAGAUGUUAGUGAGACAGGUAGUGGACCUGGUUCUUAUGAUAUUUCAACCAGUGUGUGGCAUGUAAAUUGUUGUAAUGGAUUAAAAGAUGGAUGGUGGAUGGUUUUAAACGCAUUAGUUGGUUGGACAAAUAGUGCUACUUAUGGAAGUGUUAUUACAUAUUUUUGUUACUGGUUAUUUGUUAUCAUAUGGCUUAAUUUAAGAUUAUAUGAAGAAAAAACUGGAGUAUUACCAUUUAUACCAAUAAAAUGGCAAUUGAAUAGAAUCAAGAAAAAGAUUAAGCUUUAUGAAUUAAGAAAUAGUCAAAGUUUAGAUACUAUGAAUCAAAUUCAACAAGAAAAUAUUGAAGCUCAAGCUGAAUCUCAAGGUUUAUUGCAAUAG